Haliotis rubra (blacklip abalone) is the source of this 3012-nucleotide messenger RNA. RefSeq lists its product as uncharacterized. The transcript has 7 exons. Bases 166 to 2997 code for a protein of 943 amino acids. The record is from RefSeq and is a predicted model, not a curated record. Gene Ontology annotation, biological process: negative regulation of gene expression. Gene Ontology annotation, molecular function: transcription corepressor activity. Lineage: Eukaryota; Metazoa; Mollusca; Gastropoda; Lepetellida; Haliotidae. Gene Ontology annotation, cellular component: nucleus; cytoplasm.
AGUGAGGAAACAGUACAAGAUGAUGCUUGUAAAAUCACUAUCCAUGCAAAGGGAAGUGAUGGCUCCCUCUAUGAAGAUAGAAUUGAAGACAUUGGGCUUUCUGUUUGGUUUCAUUUGAAACGAUGUGGAAAUAUAGAGUCAAAACUGAAAUCAUUUAACUAUAACAUGAAAGAAAUCUGUCAAGACAAUAUUGUAUUAACAUAUAUGGGAGUGUGCAGAGUGAGUAAUAUCUGUUUCCUGUCUCAGUGCAAAACCAUUCAUCAAAUCCUGGAGGAAGCUACUGACAAAUACUUUCUGGUAACCAUCCCGGAAGAUGAGAAACAGAAGUUCAUUGUCAGGAACUGGACCAAAACUGAUUUAUAUCUGUCAAGAAAGGCAACAGCUCACAGAGCUCACAGUGGUUGUUUAAUCAUUGUAGCUGAAAAGUCUUGCAGAAAUGAUGUCAAUUGUGAAGUCAAAAAGCUUGAGGAGCAAUACACACAAACAAUGCAAUUACAGGAUGAUUUGGGUAAUCUACCUGCAACAGAGAGAAAGAGAAACUGUUCACUGCAACCGGAACAGUAUACAAGCUGCCAUUUAAAGUGGGAACCAGUACAAGAAUUGAUGAAAGGGGAUGGCAAAAUGAUAAGUGUUCAACAGCUGGAAGACGAAUUGUCUUAUAAUGAACCUGUCUUAAAGGGCAAGUUUAGAUUAUAUGAAGAGAAUGGAAAACUACACGUUGUGGCAGCUGGUGACUACUUGACGUUGGUAAAGAAAAAGGUAGAACAGGUGCUCCAUUGGAAAAAGCGUGAGGGGAAUGUUGCGAAGAAGCUGCCAAACAAAGAACUGGAACUGACAGAGAUACAGUUUGAAUUCAUACAGAAGCCUGAGGUGAUCAAUUAUAUUGAUGAGAAAGUGGAAUCAUUUCAGUUUGAUAUCAACAGAAAAAGAAAAUCUCUAAAGGUCUAUGGUGUAAAAUAUACCUUACUUGAUACAUGCAUAAAAUAUGUAUCUGGCUGCUUAAAAGAGAAGAAAGUUGACCUGUCAGGUGAACCUGUUGUUGAAAAUGUGCCCCUUUCUGAGAUAAAACACAUGUUAGAUGUUCAAGAGUCACUACAUCAUGGUAAACUUCUGAUCAGAGUUGAUGAUCAGAAGCAGUGCUUGAACAUAAUUUGUACGGAUGAUGUCCAGGAUGUUGUUUUUGCUGAACUUCAUGAACUCAUUAAGACCUAUUCUAAUACAACACUCCUUCUACCUCUAUCAAGCAAAAAAUGGGGUCAUAUCAAGACAUUUCCAGAGGUAUUCCCAGAAAUACCUAAAGAUGUUAGAACAGAGUACUGUUCUGAGCAAGGUCUUCAAAUUAUGGGCCAAAAGGAACAGGCCAUUGAAGCUAGGGCAAUAAUUGAAGAGUUCAUAGGAAAGCUACAUAUUGAAGAAUUCCCCUUGUCUGAUGAUAUUGAAAAAUUCCAGACUGAUGAAGGACAAGAACUGAUAAAAGACAUACAGAAAAAUUCUGAAUGUGUAGUAACAAUUGAAGAGCAUGAAACAUGUGAAAAUGAAGCCUCUGAGGUGGCAAUUAAAGACUAUCUUGCUGAGUUGCACCUGGAACAAACAAGUGACUGUAUCAGACUGUCUCAGUGGCUCUCAAAGGGUAAAUGUAUGAUCACUGUCAUCCAGGGCAGUAUGGAUAAUCUGUAUGCUGAUAUUCUAGCUGUGCCUGUUGUUGGAGGGGAGGUCCCAUCAGCAUUUUCAUCUCUGAAAAAAGAUGAAUCCUUGAAGAAGAGAAUUCAGAGCUUAAAUCAGACAAAAGAUCAGUCACUAAUGAUUCAAUGUGACAAUUAUGGCUUGAGCUGGUUAAAAACCAAGAGAGUUGUAUUCUUUUUCGUGCCAGUAACCCUGAAAGAGGGUAAAGAUAAAGAAAAAGAAUCAGUGAGGAAGACAGUCCAGCACAUCAUCACACAAGAAGCAAGGAGAAGCCAGACUCCAAGGAACAGUGCUUGUGUAUUUGUCGUUGAAACGUUAAACCAGAAAGGAUUGUUUGCAGUAGGUGUGAAGGCUAUCAUUCAUGGGUCUCAGGAUGCCUUUGAAGAAUGUGUAAAUUGCAUCGAUGUACAACUACUAGCUGAUGAAACAAUGUCUUCAGAAGUUGUGAAAACCCUUAAAAGAGCAUGCCCUGAAUCCAAACAAAUCAGUCUGUCAGGUCAGGUCAAGAAAUCAAAGAAGAAAUUUCCAGGAAAAGGAAAAAAUGUUGAACAAUCCAAGACAUCAAUUGAAAUUGUUGUUGGGAAACUGGAAAAUGUAGAGGCGGAUGUGUUGGUCAACUCUGCUCAUCACAUGCUGGAUCUAGCAUAUGGAGUAGUAUCAAGAGCAUUAAAUGCUGCCUCAAAGGGUCAACUGCAAAGAGAGUGUAAAGAGAAGUACCCUAAUGGCUUACAACCUGGUGAAGUGGCUGUCACAUCAUUUCAAAGGCAGAAAGGGAAAUCAUGUAUCGUAAUUCAUGGUUUUCUAUUCAAGUUUCCUUCAGGAUUACAAAAUGAGCCAACUGAAGAUGACUGUUGGAAGGUGAUGUACAAAUUCAUUUACCUGUGUUUACAUGAGGCAAGUAAGCUUGGAGUGGAGUCCAUUGCUUUUCCUGUUCUUGGAACUGGAACAUUGAAGUAUCCGGUUGAAAAAGUUGCUAACGUAAUGUUCACAGUUGUAGAAUGGUUCUUCAAUGAAACCACAACUUCAUCACUAAAGACUGUGAAGUUUGUGGUUUAUGAAGGAGACAAGGACAUCAUUCAGGUUUUCGAUGCAGAAUGGAUGGCAAGAAGCUAUGAGAGCAGCGCUAAACAAGGUUCCAUGGAAACAAGGCAGAAGUGUGAGAAUGUCAUGUUACAGUUCAUUGCAAGUGAUAUUCGAAAGUGUAAUGGAUGCUCAGAUUUCACUUCAAAUCUACUAAAGAAGAGAACAUUACAAAACUCAAUUUGGUACAAUGUCACGAGAUCUAUUCCCCAUUUGAAAGCUAAAGACACUUAAUUUGAAAUCAUGCAU